This is a messenger RNA of Gracilinanus agilis (Agile Gracile Mouse Opossum), 1277 nucleotides long. It is a transcript of the gene SFXN2, whose product is annotated as sideroflexin 2. The record is from RefSeq and is a predicted model, not a curated record. Gene Ontology annotation, biological process: serine import into mitochondrion; monoatomic ion transport. NCBI's taxonomy places the organism in Eukaryota, Metazoa, Chordata, Mammalia, Didelphimorphia, Didelphidae. Gene Ontology annotation, molecular function: monoatomic ion transmembrane transporter activity. The coding region runs from base 148 to 1116 and encodes 322 amino acids. Gene Ontology annotation, cellular component: mitochondrial inner membrane. The transcript is spliced from 13 exons.
CCGACGUCUGCUUUGGCAUCAGGAGAAUCCCAAAAGCUUGAAAGCAAAAACCUCUCAGCAGUUAGAAGUUCUACAACAGUACUUUCUUCUGAGAAGAAAUGCUGCUUGAAAGAAGUUUGCAGUGAGUGCUCUGUGAGAAAAAAAAAGAUGGAAGUAGAUUUGUCCAGCUUCAACAUUGAUACUCCCCGAUGGGACCAGAGUACUUUCAUGGGUCGACUGAAACAUUUCUUCAACAUCACAGACCCUCGUACAGCUCUUGUUUCAGAGCAGACACUGGAUUGGGCCAAGAUGAUGGUUGAAAGUAGCCGGCAUGGUACAGUACCCCCAGGUACCAACCAAGAGCAACUGUUGUAUGCCAAGAAGCUCUACGACUCAGCCUUCCACCCAGACACUGGGGAUAAGAUGAACGUGAUUGGACGAAUGUCAUUUCAGGUGCCAGGAGGCAUGGCCAUUACAGGCUUUAUGCUCCAGUUCUACAGGACAAUGCCAGCAGUGGUCUUCUGGCAGUGGGUCAACCAGUCCUUCAAUGCUUUGGUCAACUACACCAACCGGAAUGCAGCAUCCCCUAUAUCUGUCAGGCAGAUGGUUGUGUCCUACUUCACAGCGACCACCACAGCCCUGGCCACUGCCCUGGGGCUUAACAUGUAUGCCAAGAAAGCUCCACCCUUGGUGGCCCGAUGGGUACCCUUUGCUGCUGUUGCUGCUGCUAACUGUGUCAACAUCCCUAUGAUGAGGCAACAGGAGCUCAUCCACGGCAUCAGUGUGACUGACAGGAACUCCCAGGAGUUGGGUCAUUCACGGAAAGCUGCAGUCAUUGGCAUCUCCCAGGUGGUCAUUUCCCGAAUCACCAUGGCAGCUCCUGGGAUGAUAUUACUUCCCAUCCUCAUGGAAAGGCUGGAAAAGUUGGCCUUCAUGAAGAAAAUUCACUUCCUGCAUGCCCCUCUGCAGGUGAUGCUGGCUGGGGGCUUUCUGGUCUUCAUGGUACCUGUGGCUUGUGCCAUCUUUCCACAGAGAUGUGAGAUGGCGGUCUCACAUCUGGAACCUGAGCUCCAAGACUCCCUCAGAGCUAAGCACGGAGACCUCAUAUCUUAUGUCUACUUCAACAAAGGACUCUGAAGUACCUUCCUCUUCAUUCUCUGGCUAUUCCAGGCUCUCAGAAUUUACUCUCUCUCUUCCCAGUACUCAUAUAUAAAAGCCACGCCUAGACAUAGGUGGUCUUGGGUUCAAAUUUGGCCUCAGACACUUCCUAGUGUGUGAUCUUGGACAAGUCACUUAAC